UUAUUACUUUCCUAUUGGGUUGUAUUUUAUCUUCUUUAUCAUCUAUGAACCUAAGAGAAAUUUAUCAUACACAAUAUGAAUAUAGAACUUUAAAAUGCCCUCUCUAGCACUAGACUUUUCAAAGAUAGCAUGAUCAAUUCUCUGGAAUUUCACCAACUCAUACUUGAGUGGUUCUUUGCCACUCUUCUGAACAGAACAUUAUGACAGCAUUUUCCUUUGAAAGGAGAAGAACAAGGACUCUCAUAAUUGAAUCAUUUUCAUUCUGAGCAGAUAACCAUGAAGCUUCAGUUCUCCAUUGCUGCACUUAUCUUCCUUUUCCUUAUCCGGCAUUUCUCUUCCUCGGUUAUUGCUGACCUGAAUUCUGACAGACAAGCCCUCCUUAACUUUGCUGCCGCUGUCGGCCAUACCCAAAAGCUCAACUGGAAUGCUGCUGCACCAGUUUGUGCCUCUUGGGUAGGAAUCACUUGCAAUCUAAACAAAACUAGUGUCACUGCUAUCCAUCUUCCAGCUGUUGGACUCUUUGGCUCCAUCCCAGCCAACAGUAUAGGCAAGCUUGCUGCUCUUAGAGUCCUGAGCCUUCACUCCAAUUUCCUCUAUGGAAGUCUUCCUUCUGAUAUCCUAUCCAUUCCUUCUUUGGAGUAUCUUUACCUCCAACACAAUAACUUCUCUGGUGUGUUUCCUGCCUCUCUGUCCCACAACUUCAUUUUGUUAGACUUCUCCUUUAACUCCUUUUCUGGAGACAUUCCAACAACAGUUCAGAAUCUGACACGCCUCACCGCAUUGAGCCUCCAAAAUAAUUCCCUCUCUGGAGCUAUACCUGAUCUGAACCUCCCAAAGCUUAAGCUUUUGAAUUUGAGCUAUAACAACUUCAAUGGAUCAAUUCCAUAUUCCCUAAAAGGUUACCCGGAUUCUUCAUAUACUGGGAAUCCUCAGUUAUGUGGGGCACCUCUCAAAAAUUGUUCCAAGACCUCCUCUUCACCUUCUGCUUCCCCUACUUACUUGCCACCCUCACCAACAGUCCAGAAAAAUCACCAUGCUACCCUCAUAAAAAAACUUGGCCAUGGUUAUAUUACUGCUGUGGCAAUUGGGGGCUCUGCACUGUUGGUUGUUUUAGUCCUGAUGAUUGUCAUAUGCUGUUCGAAAAGGACUAGCAAAGAAGGGCUGAAAGGGAGAUGCUAUUUCAACUUUGAUCUUGAGGAUCUACUGAGGGCAUCGGCUGAAGUUCUUGGUAAAGGAAGUUAUGGCACAACUUAUAAAGCUGUUUUGGAUGAGGAAACAACAGUUGUGGUGAAGAGGCUAAGGGAAGUUAUUGUGGGUAAGAGGGAGUUUGAACAGCAUAUGGAGGUGGUGGAGAGAGUUGGGAAGCACCCAAAUGUUGUGCCUCCGCGCGCUUAUUAUUACUCCAAGGAUGAGAAGCUUUUGGUCUACAACUACAUGCCAGCAGGAAGCUUGUUUGCACACUUGCAUGGAAGCAGGGAUGCUGGAAGGUCUCCACUAGACUGGGAUUCAAGAGUAAAGAUUUCUCUUGAAGUAGCCAAGGGAAUUGCCCACAUUCAUUCUGAGGGUGCUAAAUGCAGCCAUGGCAACAUAAAGUCCACCAAUGUCCUCCUAACCCAAGACCUUGAAGCUUGCAUCACUGAUGUUGGGUUGAGUCCUCUAAUGAACUUCCCUGCAACCAUGUCACGAGCCACAGGAUAUCGUGCUCCCGAGGCAACCGACAUGCGGAAAAUCUCUCACAAAUCUGAUGUUUACAGCUUCGGCGUGCUCCUCCUCGAAAUGCUGACAGGCAAAACCACACUUCAAUAUCCAGGACAUGACAGUGUGAUUGAUCUGCCAAGGUGGGUAAAGUCUGUCGUGCGCGAAGAAUGGACAGCUGAGGUUUUUGAUCUGGAGCUGCUAAGACAACAACACAUUGAAGAAGAGAUGGUGCAGAUGCUUCAGAUUGCACUGGCAUGUGUAUCAAAGUUGCCCGAGGCACGCCCCAGGAUGGAUGAAGUUGUUAGAAUGAUAGAGGAAAUUCGGCAAUCUGACACGAAAACUAGGCCAUCCUCUGAGUCUGAGUUUGACAUGCAAACCCCGUGAAAUCUUUAGCCUUCUGUUCUUCUCUAUGCAAUUGGGAAAUAAUGUUCAAUGCUGUAUUGUUUUCUGUAUCACGAUCUCCUGAUUAACA
This is a messenger RNA of Prunus mume (Japanese apricot), 2170 nucleotides long. Lineage: Eukaryota; Viridiplantae; Streptophyta; Magnoliopsida; Rosales; Rosaceae. The record is from RefSeq and is a predicted model, not a curated record.